UUUCGCAAUACUUGGAGCAGCAACAAAACAUACACAAGACUUGGAUCAACUAACUUAUUUGGUCAACGAAAAAUACGGACAUUUUGCUCCCAACUUUUUAUACUUUUGAUGGGCAAUUGACGACACCUAAAACAAAAAAAAAGCAGACAAGACUCCAGUAACUCCAGUCUACAGGAGGGCGUCCAGACACCCAUUCAUCCAGAGUGCCACCCAACCAGCACGCCAGUCAUAGCAGACGGACAGCGAGGCGAGCGGUCAGCAGAUCCAAACCAAAUGAGCAAGAGGUCGCAGCAGACGAUAAACACGGAGCAGAACAGGGGGACUGUUAGUGUGAUCCAGGGCCAGGCUAGUGGAGCAACAACAACAACAACAGGAGGAAGCUUACAGCUGGUACCCCAGCUAGUCCCUGCCACCCCAGCCGAAGGAGGAGGAGGAGGCAAGGCCAAGAUGAAGAAGACGUCGGGGGACAAGGACAGUGACGAGUACCGCCAGCGACGGGAACGGAACAACCUGGCGGUUAAGAAGAGCAGGAUGAGAUCCAAGCAGAAGGCCCAGGACACGCAGCAACGUGUCAACGAGCUGAAAGAGGAGAACGAGAGGCUGGAGGCCAAGAUCAAGCUGCUCAGCAAAGAGCUGUCUGUCCUCAAGGACCUCUUCCUGGAACACGCCCACAACCUGGCCGACAACGUCCAAGCACCUGGCGCGGAGGGGGCCAGCCCCGCCCACAACAACAACAACAACAAUGGGGCGUGUAACAACAACAACAGCAGCCAGUGAGAAGAGGGGCAGGGACAUGAAAUAUGAUACCUCAUGGUUGAGUGCUUCCCAAACGGCACCCUAUUUUCCCCAUAGGGCCCUGGUCUAAAGUAGUGCACUAUGAAGGGAAUAGGGGGCCAUUUUGAGUCAACCAGGGUGAUGGUAAAUAGACAGCUCGCCACUGCUUCUUAGCCAUACUGGAGUUUCUUCCUCUGGCUCCUCCCAGAGAUGAUAUAUACUGGCAGAGAGAUUUCACUGUUGUCUUCUUUGUGCGUUCAGAUUGGUUCACAAUGAUGAGAUUUCUUCUUCUUUUUUCUUUUUU
This is a messenger RNA of Oncorhynchus gorbuscha (pink salmon), 1078 nucleotides long. Its product is annotated as CCAAT/enhancer-binding protein gamma-like. The record is from RefSeq and is a predicted model, not a curated record. Gene Ontology annotation, molecular function: DNA-binding transcription factor activity, RNA polymerase II-specific; RNA polymerase II cis-regulatory region sequence-specific DNA binding. The transcript has 2 exons. Gene Ontology annotation, biological process: DNA-templated transcription; regulation of transcription by RNA polymerase II. Bases 274 to 777 code for a protein of 167 amino acids. Lineage: Eukaryota; Metazoa; Chordata; Actinopteri; Salmoniformes; Salmonidae.